AUGUCGAAGCGCAGGCGUAACAAUUGUCAAUCGGUUGACGAUUUGCGAAAAGAUGUCAACGAGGAACUACAUCAAGAAUAUUGCAACCAUGAUCUCGUGAGCUACAAUAAGCCAGUAAAAGUUCAGGUACACGAUCUUUCUGGAACUACCGAUGGAGUGAAUGUUUCGCUUAGAUGCAAUCGCUGUAAUUUGCUUUAUGGAUAUUCCAAGUACGGUAAUGGGAAAGAUGGCUGGAUGUUAUAUCCCGAGCAAAGAAAAAUGAUCGAGGCUACGGAUGUCUGUUUUGUUGAUUCAACUUUGCUUCAGUGGCAGCUGUCACUCGCUUGUCAUUCGUGGGUAUCAUUUAACGGUUUUUUUGAAGCGUUUAAUGAAGUAUACAAUGGCAAUUUUGGAGAGAAACAAGUUGCUGCUUCAUUUUGGGUCGGCGAGAUGGAGAAUGAGUUGAGGGAAUUGGGGCAACUGGACUUUUUUGGUUUGCUUAAAGAAGAUGGGGACUCUUCUAGGGUUCUAGAACAAAUAGACAAAAUUAGGGCGAGAAGUUUGUACGAGCAUACAUCAGACGAUUGUUCUGAUACUUGCAAAGAGCGCGGAUGUGGAAGGCUAUGGGUUGCCGAUGGAAUAUGGAAAUUAAUGUUUCCUCAUUGCAUGAUGCUUAGAAAGAAUUUUGUAAAAGGUAUUCCAUUGCUGAACUAUCCCAAUGUAUGCACUGAGUGGCCUCAGCAUGGAAAGGCAUUCUGCGAACAGCAUGUGCAAUAUUUGGAAAAAAACUUCCCUAAUGUACCCACUAGUGUGCGUGGAUUUUUAAGAUAUUGUGGUGUGAAGCCAAGUAACAUAGCCUUAAGUCCCGUGUUGAGAAAAGGUUUGUUAUGUUUAAUGAGUAGUGCUUCAAGAAAAGCAAGAAUGUGGUAG
Xenia sp. Carnegie-2017 is the source of this 909-nucleotide messenger RNA. RefSeq lists its product as uncharacterized. Bases 1 to 909 code for a protein of 302 amino acids. The transcript has 7 exons. The record is from RefSeq and is a predicted model, not a curated record. NCBI's taxonomy places the organism in Eukaryota, Metazoa, Cnidaria, Anthozoa, Malacalcyonacea, Xeniidae.